This is a messenger RNA of Misgurnus anguillicaudatus (oriental weatherfish), 883 nucleotides long. RefSeq names its product zinc finger protein 593 (gene znf593). The record is from RefSeq and is a predicted model, not a curated record. NCBI's taxonomy places the organism in Eukaryota, Metazoa, Chordata, Actinopteri, Cypriniformes, Cobitidae.
GAGCGAUGUGCCACCCUCGACUGCCAUCUGGAGGUGAUCUUACGCAUUACAUGCCCCCUCGGCCGACCCGGAAGUUUUUCUUGUGGCACACGUGUGUGUCUGUGUGUGUGUAUAGUGAGGCGGCAGCGUGUUCCCACCAUGGGUAAGUCCAAACAGAUAGGAAAUCACAAUAAUGGCAAGAAGAAGAAUAUUGCUAAAACGUGGAAGACUAAACGCAGGACGAAGGACCUUGACCAGAUACAUGUUGACAUGAUCCCGACCAAUGCUGUCAAGUUACUAAAGCAAGAGGUGGAUUAUGAUGUCACAGGCUGUGCCCAAAACUACUGCCUCCACUGCGCGAGAUACUUUGUUGAUUUAAAGACCCUGAAGGAGCAUUUCAAAACAAAAGUCCAUAAAAAACGUUUGAAGAAACUGAAAGAAGAGCCAUAUACACAGGCAGAAGCAGAACGGGCAGCAGGAAUGGGUUCCUACAUUCCACCCAAAGCCAUAGAGGUUCACACACAGCAGGUCGAGGAGGAUAUGGACUGAAAGCAUUUGGCUAUGCAUGCCUCACUUUGGACUUUCGAUAACAUUUGGCAAAAUCUAAAAAUCAGUCCGGUUUCUGGUAUAUUCUGUCUUAUGCAGAGGUAAAUACUAAAUGUUGACAUGCACAGUGCAAUGGCUCUGUGAAUUAAGAGCCUGUUUGCUUUUGGAGAAGCCUUGGAACAGUUGCUCCCAGUGUUAUGCACAGAUUCAUUUGUUAAAUGAUGUGAAAUUAUGACAUUCUGGUGCAGAUAAAGUCUGGAGAACAAGCAACAACCUGUAACAGAAAACUUUUCAAUGUUCCACAUUACAUACAAUAAUGUUUAGUUUGCUGUGAGAUCCAAUAAAAUAGUGAUUCCAA